Emiliania huxleyi CCMP1516 is the source of this 333-nucleotide messenger RNA. RefSeq lists its product as hypothetical. Bases 1 to 333 code for a protein of 110 amino acids. NCBI's taxonomy places the organism in Eukaryota, Haptophyta, Isochrysidales, Noelaerhabdaceae. The transcript has a single exon. The record is from RefSeq and is a predicted model, not a curated record.
AUGGCGGUGCUCAACAACUACCAGAUCAACGUGGGCUCGCCCUUCUCCGGCACCUCCCUCCACUUCCACUACAUGGCGGUGAGCGCAUUGCUGCACGGCCGGAAGCGGUGGUUCCUAUACCCUCCUGCCGACGCAUCGUACAGCAACGCCCACUUCUUUGAUGACUUUGAGCCUGCGCGCCGCGGUCAGCUCGGCCGCCAGCUGGAGUGCACGCAACAGGCUGGCGACGUCUUGUUUGUGCCCAGCCUCUGGGCGCACGGCGUGCUCUACGAGGAGAACUCGGUCUCGGUCUCCUUUCUAUACAGUGAUAGCCAGAGUUCAGGCGGGACAUAG